Triticum aestivum (bread wheat) is the source of this 2397-nucleotide messenger RNA. Its product is annotated as putative FBD-associated F-box protein At5g56820. The record is from RefSeq and is a predicted model, not a curated record. The transcript is spliced from 5 exons. Bases 710 to 2236 code for a protein of 508 amino acids. Gene Ontology annotation, molecular function: protein binding. Lineage: Eukaryota; Viridiplantae; Streptophyta; Magnoliopsida; Poales; Poaceae.
CUAUUUCUCAAAGAAAAAAAAAACAUACAACUCCUGCUCUGCGGUGGGCGGUUGGCAUCUCGCCUAGUCUAGGGUUAUCCCGAGCCGCCGUCAAGCGGGCACGGACGGAACGCCGCCGCCCUCGAAGAAGGACAAGGGGCUCGUUAACCUCCCCAACUCUAUCCAAGGCAGCUGAUUUUCAGGAUCCGUUGUUGAUAGCAGAACAAUUCGAGUGGAAGAGCGUCCGUUUACAGGGAUUUGGAAAGACGGACGGGGUGGUUGAUUUUGUGGGCCGUGAGAUGAUCCUUUUUGCAGGCUGCAAUCCCCUCCUCCACCAGCAAUAACAACGUGUGGAUGUGGAUUUACCAUGCGGUCGAACAUACUCGUAAAUUAUAGUCCGUCUUCUCCAGCGUAAAGCAUUGUGUCAACGCGGUCGUCAGGCUGUUGUCUGUACGAUUCGGUUUCAUCUCAGAGAGAUAGAGAGAGAGAGAGAAAAGUCGGGGAUUCUCGACUUCUGUCUCCUCUUGUGUCUGAAAAAUACAGACGAGCGCUCCGGAAAUAAAAGACGAGCGCUUUGGAAGGCAUACUGGACUCGGAGGAGGUUAUUAUUCGGUUUCAUCUAACAGAAGUCGGAGAUUCUCUACUUCAGAUUCUGGUCGGACCGGUUUAGAGCAUCGUCAUCAUCUCGUUCUCUCUGAAUAAAUAGAGACCAGAGCUCCCGACAUAAAAGAUGAGCGCGAUGUUCAGGGCUCCCUGGACUCGGAGGUUAUUAUCCAUGGAGUCAGAUAGUGCGCGCCGCCAUAAAGGCGAGGAAGAUAGGCUCAGCGCGUUGAGCGAUGACAUUUUAAUCUCUAUCUUGGGGAGAGUUGACCUUGCCAUGGCAGCAAGGACUAGCGUGUUGUCAACGCGGUGGAGAAACUUGCCGUGGUUACUUCCUGAUCUCAAACUUAAUGUCACGGACUUCCUUAGUGCCCCAUGUACAGGGGCUGCACACACUGAUCAAGCAAUGGCGUCUCUGACAAGAGCCACUAGCAGCUUCUUGGCUCAGCCCCGCAGGGAACACACCAUCUCAACACUAUGCCUCAAGCUUUAUCUCAUGGGCAACUACUCGCGUGACAUUGGCCUGCUAGUUAGCAAUGCCAUUGACAGCGAGGUGCUAAAAGAUUUGGAACUCGCCAUUUUAACAGAGAAGGCGGUCAAGGACUCUGAAAACGAGGUUAUGGUACGGCAAGCUCGGGAUGUGGAUGGAUUUUUCAGUGAGUACCCUAGUGUUCUUCGCUGCCUCACAAGGCUCCAUCUACAUAAUGUUCGCUUCGCUGAACGCGACAUGAAUCACCUCCUGUUUGAUUGUUGCAAGCAAUUGCUGCACCUUCGUCUGGACCACUGUGACACCGGGGACUUGUCUGUAUGGAAGAUCAAUGCGCCACAUUCAAAUCUCAGAGUUCUAGAAGUCUACUUGUCCUCAUUGAAAAGAGCUGAGGUGCUCUGCCUUCCAAAACUAGAGCGGGUCCGUUGGCAGGCUUGGUUGUUUCACGAGGCCCCCUUGUGUUUUGGUUCUGUCCCGUCACUCAAGGAAUUGUCCCUUGUCUGUGAUGCAACUCUCUGUCACCAAGACUUUAGUUUAAGCCAGGUUCUAGAUGGUGCCACAAACAUACAUACUCUAACCUUAAACUUUCGAGGAUAUAAGAUCUGGAUGCAACCAGAAAGAAAACAACUCUGCGCUGCAUUCAACAAGCUAAGAAAGCUGUUUAUUCAUGGUAUCUUUAUAAAAUUUGAUCAGUUAUGGACAUUAAAUCUCAUUGAAGCUGCUCCAUCUGUUGAGACAUUUGAUGUUGAGAUGUUUGAACAUCCAUGCCUGGAGGGUGAUGAAGAAAGAAUAAGAUGUUUUGGUGCUCAGAGAGUGGAACCUUCAUGGAAGAUUCCUGGGUUCACGAGCUGUCAGAAGUGGCAACUGAAAGAGUUCCAGUUUGGUGGUUUUAGGCCCCUACUGGACCAUCACUUGUUAUUUGCAAGUACCGUGAUGGGUCGAGCUCCAGACCUGAAGACGGUUCUUCUGACAGAUGGUCAAUAUCCAUGCAAGGGCUGUGAGGCAAUGAUCCCUAUACCUCCUCCUGUAGGAGGCUUCUUUCCAAGGGACAGGGAUACACAAGAGGCAAUAGUCAAGCAACUUAGAGAGAUCGGCCAGUCCUCAGCACAGAUAAUUUUCCGUGGUGGUUCGACACACCCCUCUCGAGCCACCUGGUCAUGUAUUUAUUAGCAAGCAGAGUACAAGAGAUCACUUCAGUUUUAUUAUAUUCUGAACUUACAGAAUCGUAGGAGAGUAAUUCCCUUUGUAUCAAUUUUGUCAAAAUCUUUAGCGUCCAUUUAUAUAAAAAAUACCGAAGGUGUAUAAAUGUUGAUGAGAGUGCUUACAACUCA